Molecule: messenger RNA, 1421 nt
Organism: Sphenostylis stenocarpa
Lineage: Eukaryota; Viridiplantae; Streptophyta; Magnoliopsida; Fabales; Fabaceae
Source: the annotation of a GenBank genome assembly
AUGAUCUUCCAACAGAAUCGCCAUUUGCGAGCAUGCUCUAAUGAAGAAGAAGGAGACAGUGAUGAUGAUGAUGAUGAGGAUUUCCACAGUCCUCCUCCUAAUCCUGAUAAACCAAGAAUGGUGAUUUCUCGCCAACCACUGCCAAUAUACGAGAAAAUCUUGAAGGCUUUGAAAGAAAACUAUGAGCACUACUACCAAGAGAAAAUGUCAAAAGCAUCCCAACCAAUACAAACCCAAAGUUAUAUGAUGUUAUCUUCAGAAGAAGAAUUUCCUAGUCUUCGACGAGCAAAUCCUCAAGAAGAAACUGUAAUGAAACCUUUCAUUUACAGUAAAGAAGUGACAGCAGAAGGAUCCAAGAAACCUAUCUCUCAGGCAGAAGAAGUGCUAAACUGGCAGACAAAGAAUGCUUUAGCCCAGAAUAGCCUACUACAAAAAAUUGAAAGAAAAAUGGAUAGAAUAGAAUUGUCCAUAGAAAAGGAGAUUGGAGGCAUGAAUUCCAGGCUACAAAAGCAUUAUGCAGAAUUGAAGGAGAAGAUAGAAAGACUUGAAGAAGAAACAAGGAAAAUCAAAGAAACAAGGAGAUUCAACAACCUGCUCAUUGAAAAAGAAAGAGAGUUACAAAAAACCAAGGAGCAGUAUGAAGAACUUGUCCACUAUAUAGGAGAGAAAAAGAAGAUUCCCAUUUUCGAAGAUGACCCUUACUAUGUAAAGCCAUCAAAGAUAUUUCCAACAAUCUCUAGACAAUCCCUUAAACCAACUCCACUCUUCCCUCCAAAGGACUCUCCACCAAAACACAGGGAAUGGUUUAAAGAAAAGAGAAAAGAGAAAGAAUCUGAAGAAAAAGAAGCUUCUCCUGAACUUACACCUGAACCUUCUCCUAAAAAAGCAGAAAUCUCUUCUGAUGAGAAGAUUUUCCAAGAUGCCCAGGACCCUUAUUCUCAAUACACAAUCCACCACAUCAGUUCAGAUGAUUCAAUACCUUCUUCUGAUGAAGAAUCAGUAGAAUCCUUUGAAGAAAACACUGAAACAGAAGAAGCAGAAGUGAAUCAUACUUUCAUGGCAAAUGAUACAGAUCAACCUUUUGCUGAAAGAACGAGACUACAUAAUCAAGAAGUCAACACUCCACAUCCAACCAACAACAUACACAUAAAAGGAAAUACCAACAUUGUCCCUGAUUAUCUGAGUCGACCAAAGCCUUUACCAAUCCAUAUCAUUUCUUCAACAAAUUCCUACCCACUUAUCCUCAUGCAAAACCCACCUUCCUCUUCUAACCCUUAUCCACAAAAUCCAUUUCCACCUGAAAUAAGGUCUUUACAAAACCACCAAAUACCUCCAAAACAAAAUUGGUUCAACCCAGAUACUCCUUUUCUGAAUAUCUUUGCUAUUCUUAUGGGAGAAGAAUUCACAGAAGAAGAUCAAUG